Cladocopium goreaui is the source of this 1632-nucleotide messenger RNA. NCBI's taxonomy places the organism in Eukaryota, Dinophyceae, Suessiales, Symbiodiniaceae. The record is from the annotation of a GenBank genome assembly.
UGAAGUUCAAGCUGCUAGGGAGAUUGGUGAGCCUGUGAUCAGUUUCAAUCCACUUGGAAACUUUCCAAAACCAUGCCCCGCGAGAGAGACGUCUACUUUGCAAAACUCGCCGAGCAGGCUGAACGCUAUGAUGAGAUGGCCGACUAUAUGAAGGCAGUCGGUGAUGAUGGCUCGGAGCUUUCAGUGGAGGAGCGCAACUUGCUGUCUGUGGCCUACAAGAACACCGUUGGAUCUCGUCGUGCUGCUUGGCGCAUCAUUUCAAGCGUGGAGCAAAAGGAGAAGUCCAAGGGCAAUGAGACCCAAGCAGGCUAUGCUAAGGACUACCGGGUCAAGGUUGAGAACGAGUUGCAGAAGAUUUGCGACACCAUCCUCAAGCUGUUGGAUCAGGGCCUCAUCCCAAAAGCCGCUCAGGCAGAGUCGAAAGUGUUCUACCAGAAGAUGAAGGCAGACUACUACCGCUACAUCGCAGAGUUCCGCGGUGGUGAUGAGAAAAGCAAAGCAGCAGAGGAGGCACGGAAAGCGUAUGCGGAAGCGGCUGACGUGGCAAAAGCUGACCUGGCAGUCACUCAUCCAAUUCGUCUUGGCCUGGCCUUGAACUACUCGGUCUUCAUGUAUGAGGUGCUGAACGAUCCAGAUGAAGCCUGCAAAAUGGCCCGCACAGCCUUUGAGGACGCCAUUGCAGAGCUUGACAAUGUUGCAGAAGAUUCCUACAAGGAUUCCACCUUGAUCAUGCAGCUUUUGCGAGACAAUCUGACUCUCUGGACUUCUGACCAGGAAGCCGGAAAUUCCAUGCCCCGCGAGAAAGACGUCUACUUUGCAAAACUCGCCGAGCAGGCUGAACGCUAUGAUGAGAUGGCCGACUAUAUGAAGGCAGUCGGUGAUGAUGGCUCGGAGCUUUCAGUGGAGGAGCGCAACUUGCUGUCUGUGGCCUACAAGAACACCGUUGGAUCUCGUCGUGCUGCUUGGCGCAUCAUUUCAAGCGUGGAGCAAAAGGAGAAGUCCAAGGGCAAUGAGACCCAAGCAGGCUAUGCUAAGGACUACCGGGUCAAGGUUGAGAACGAGUUGCAGAAGAUUUGCGACACCAUCCUCAAGCUGUUGGAUCAGGGCCUCAUCCCAAAAGCCGCUCAGGCAGAGUCGAAAGUGUUCUACCAGAAGAUGAAGGCAGACUACUACCGCUACAUCGCAGAGUUCCGUGGUGGUGAUGAGAAAAGCAAAGCAGCAGAGGAGGCACGGAAAGCGUAUGCGGAAGCGGCUGACGUGGCAAAAGCUGACCUGGCAGUCACUCAUCCAAUUCGUCUUGGCCUGGCCUUGAACUACUCGGUCUUCAUGUAUGAGGUGCUGAACGAUCCAGAUGAAGCCUGCAAAAUGGCCCGCACAGCCUUUGAGGACGCCAUUGCAGAGCUUGACAAUGUUGCAGAAGAUUCCUACAAGGAUUCCACCUUGAUCAUGCAGCUUUUGCGAGACAAUCUGACUCUCUGGACUUCUGACCAGGAAGCCGGAAAUUGAGACUUGUGAUGACUUGUCACAACUUGUGUGGCGCUUGCCACACCACAGAUCUGAUAGGCCGACGAAAGCAACACAGACACUUUGGUUGCGAAUAGUUGGCCCAGCAUGCAGCGCAAUGCCUGUGGC